This is a messenger RNA of Trichoderma citrinoviride, 551 nucleotides long. RefSeq lists its product as hypothetical. The record is from RefSeq and is a predicted model, not a curated record. The coding region runs from base 1 to 534 and encodes 177 amino acids. Gene Ontology annotation, cellular component: intracellular membrane-bounded organelle. NCBI's taxonomy places the organism in Eukaryota, Fungi, Ascomycota, Sordariomycetes, Hypocreales, Hypocreaceae. Gene Ontology annotation, biological process: vesicle-mediated transport. The transcript is spliced from 2 exons.
AUGGCUCCAGUAAUGGACCUCUUCGCUCGAGAUUCCAUUUGCGGAUAUGGCUACUAUUACGAUGGAUUUGGAUGUCGGCGCAGGAGCGGCUGGUACUUUUGGGGCAGAUGGGUGCUCGCCGGCAUCGCCAUUGUUCUGGCAUUGAUCCUCUUGGCCAGUUGCCUAUGCAUCACAAGACGAAAUCGCAGACGCGGUGUCCAGCCCUUGUACGGAACUGGUUGGCUCGGCGGCAGCACACGCCCCUCCGGCACCAACAAGCCCAACAACGGCCACGAGAUGAACAACUACCAGUCUGGGACGGGAUACAACCAGGACUACAACCAGCAACAGUCUCCCUACAACCAAGGAUACGGAUACACCAGCCCCCCGCCGUACGGUCAGCCGCCCAUGGGCAAUCAGACGACGGGCACGACGUUCAAUGCCAACGACGGAUACAUUACCGGCCAGCCGCAGUACGGUGUUCAGCCGCCCCAGUCCGCGUACCAGCCUGAUGCUCAUUAUCAGCCUCCUCCGGGACCUCCUCCGGGAAAGUAAACGACUGCUGAGGAGCC